AAUACAAAGAGUUAAUAUAUAACCAUCCUUUUGUGGAUGCCUUUAUUUGUGAGAGAACAGCCCUGGACCCAGGGUCACUCGGGCUCGUGGACCGGCCGCGAUGUUCCCCCUGGUGCUGGUCGCGUUUGCUCUGAGCCACUGUGCUCUGGCAGCGAGAGUCUGUCCCAGGCCACCAGAAGUGCUAUUUGCCACGAUUAAUGUUGACAAGAAAGUGUAUGACGUGGGUGAGGAAAUAGAAUAUACCUGUCGGCCCGGGUUCGUCCCCAAUAACGGCCAGAGGAAAUACACCUGCCUCCCGACGGGCCGCUGGCCGCUCAACACGCUCCUGUGCCUGCCACAGAGAUGUCCCAGACCCGGACCCUUGCAAAAUGGAAAAAUUGAAGCUAUAGACAGCCACUAUCAGAGCUCUAUAAGUUUUUCAUGUGAACCAGGUUACAACCUCGUUGGGACAAGAACGAGCCAAUGCAUGGCAGAUGGAAAGUGGAGCGGAACUUUUCCACAGUGUCAAUCUGUUACUUGCGCGCCUCCCUCAAUUCCUGAAUUUGGAGUCCUUUCCUACCGUCGCUUGAAACCUGGAAAUGUUUCUCAUUUCUUGGACACGAUAGUUUUUGAGUGCGUGCCACCUCUGGCGCUUAUUGGGAAUGAGACGGCCACCUGCAUGGCCAACGGGAACUGGAGCAGCAUUCCCGAGUGCAGGGUUGUCACCUGCCCCACUCCAACGGGAAUAGAAAACGGAUUCAUAGAGUUUGCUGUCCGUAGAACGUAUCACUACAACGAGAGCGUCAGCUUCGGCUGCCAGCCCAGCUACGUGCUGGACGGACACAAACAUUCCCGCUGUGAGAAGACUGGAAACUGGUCCACCAAGCCAAUCUGUAGAGGACCAUGUAAAAUACCUGUUAAGAAAGCUGUAGUAUUAUACAACGGCGAGAAGAAGAGGGUUCAGAACGACCUUAAGGAAGGCAUUCGGCACGGUGAAACCGUCUCCUUCUUCUGUAAGAAUAAAGAAAAGACCUGUGCCUACACGGUGGCUGCGCAGUGUGUGGAUGGCAACCUCACCCUGCCCGCCUGCUUCAAAGAACGUGGCUUUUUUUCAACGCUUGUGAAGAAGGACCCAUCAGACAUGAAACCAUGUGAAGAUCAAGCGUGAAUCAGACAAGUAAUGCGGUACUAAAUCUCUGCCUGACACAAAAUAUUGUAUAGAAGAGGAAAACUUAGAUCCCAUGAGCGUGAGUUUCCAGAACUCUGGACUUUCUGUGAGCGCAGUCUCAGCUGUUUCCCACCAUCCCCACCAGCCUCCUCCACGAGCUCCGACACAUUAUUUCAGCCAUUAACUUUUAUUCUCUUUUCUCUGCCUUAAAUCCCCCCAAUACUGCUUCUCUUUCCGUAUUUCCAACAGUUAUGCAAUUGUAAAUGACUUUCUCAAUAGCAGUCCCUUUACAAUAAAGUAAUUUUCAGCCAA
Molecule: messenger RNA, 1459 nt
Organism: Columba livia (rock pigeon)
Lineage: Eukaryota; Metazoa; Chordata; Aves; Columbiformes; Columbidae
Gene: APOH
Product: apolipoprotein H
Exons: 8
Coding region: 101-1147 (348 amino acids)
Biological process (GO): negative regulation of complement activation, classical pathway; T cell mediated immunity
Cellular component (GO): plasma membrane
Source: RefSeq, a predicted model, not a curated record